CUCCACCAAGGACAAGGGAGGAAAGGUGGCCCAAGAAAGAAGACCUGUGAACUUUUUUUGGCUGUUUGAUCUUUCUCACUGCCUUCUUCGAGCUGGCUUCCUCUGUCUGUUUCUUUACCGACGUUUCGUCUCUUCCAUUAAGCAUGGAGAUAUCGCUAUCCUUUUUCUUAACCAGAUGUUGCUUUCCUUUGGUAGUCGUUUUCAUACACUGGGCUGUAUUAUUUUCUUCAUGAAAAAGAAAAAGGUGUAUUAUUCUCUUGACAUGUACAAAACUGACAGAUCCACCAUAUUAAUUCAGAGUAAAUGAGCCUUGCUGAGAGGAACUCCAACCAGCAAACUAUCCUUUACUCUUCUUCUCCUUCUUGAACACUAAAUUUUUUUGAAGAAGUCCAUGCUCCAGAAGAUAGAAAUUGGGGCCUCUCAUGGAAAAAGAUCUGCAGUGCAUCUCAAAGACCCAUCGAAGUAGGGGGGAAAACACCCGGAAUUCCUUUGGUUUGCAGACACUCAUGAGGAGUUUAUGGGUCUUGGGAGUAGAUUUUUAGAAGCCUGCAGUGCUCUGCAAGUUCCAAAUCAUUAGGAUAUGCCUCAAGACAAUCUAAGAUCAGCUGUUCACAAAUCUUUAACAAAGAGCAUUCCUGUUGGAUUUGAAGUUGGGAAUGAAACAGUCCAAUGUGGGACAAGCAGAAGGUCCAAAAGCUCCCCAUUUGUUGCAUUAGAGCCUAUAGAUCGAAGAGGCCGCCGUGGCCCAGAUCCGAUGGCCUUCAGGGUUAAGGAAGAAGAGAAGGUCAUGGCCUACCAAGAGGACAGCGAGUUGCAGCUGUUGCAUGUCUCCAGAGGAGCUCAGAAGCUGAACCAGAUGAUUGAUUCGUGGUCAAAGGCACCAAAUCUGGAUGGGCGAUCAAAAUAUUUUGCAGAAGAUCUUCUGAGAAGUGCUUUGGAUCUCCAGGAGUCGCUGAUCAUGCUCGAGAAGCUACAAAAUGCCUCAAAGAGAAUGUUCAGGAUGAAUAAGAAGCAGAAACCAGAGUUCAUAUACGAAAGAGAGCAAGAACUAGAACAAGAGAACUCUCCUGAAGCAUUGGGCUCUAAAAGAUUUGAAGCUGGUGGCCACCACAAUUGGUUGCAGGAACCAAGGCUUUCUGUCAGUGGAUCUUCAAGGAAUCUUGUCGAGGAGCUGAAAAAAGUGAUAGAGGACAGCCUCAGCAGGCAGAACCUCUUGUCGUUAUGCUCUGAUGAUGAGAAGGCUUCUUCGAGCAAGUCGGCUAGAUACUCUCAAAGCAAGGUUUCCAAUGGUAAGCGUAGUGAGCAAAAGGUAGAGGCAGUUGGUUCCAUUCGUGCCUCGAACAGAACUAAGAAGCCAAAAGCUCCAUGUUUGAUUGGUAAGCUUAUGGGUCUGGAAGAAGUCCCUUCACAAACUGCUCGGCCAGUCAAAAAAGAAGAGAAGGGGAAGAACAUAAAUUCCCCAAGGCACAGUCUUGAUAUUGAGAUGCCAAAGGCAAGGAAGCUGCAAUUUGUGCAGCCAAUUCCAGAUCCAAAGAGAAAGACACUCCAGGAAAUCAUUGAAACAAUGCAAUGCAAAGGGCUUUUGAAGGGUAACAAACCUAAAGACCGCAGAUGUCAGCCUUGUUUCUCUCCUACUCCACAGCUGCAACAGUGUGCCAGAGAUUUCCAUGGGGAUGACAAUGUGCCACCAAUUGUGAUUGUGAAACCUUUGCAUUUACAAUGCUGGGAGAGAGGAGAGAUCCAUAAGGAACAUGCUUUAGAAAAGCUCGCAGUUAAGGAAGACAUUGGAUCAACUAAGUUGGGCCAGGAGGAUAAAGUUUCUGAUCAGAAAAUUAUGGUAAUCAAAACAUUAAAAAGAAAAGAAGUAAAGCCCAUGGGCAAAAUCAAAGACAAAUCAUUUCCAAAUGUUAAGUCUGUUUCCGUAGCUUCUUCAUCUCAGAAUCAGCAGAAGAAAGAGGCUUUUAAGACUUGUCAAAAACCCAAUAAAGGACAGAAAGAAUUAUUUUUGAAUAACAAGAAACAAGAAGAGAAGAAGGAUGUCAAAGCAGCCACAAAGAAGUUAAUAUCACCUUCCAAGACCUCUGCAGCAGCAGCAAAGAAUGAUAAAAGACAAGCAGCAGCAAGGAAUUAUGGUUCCACGCAGCUAAACACAUCACAAAAUCAAAAUCUAAGACGCUCAUCAAAAUUGGUAGCACAGAAUUUCUCAGGUUCCACGAAGGAGAAGAAGACCACAGGAGCAAAACCAGUUAGAAGAUCUAACAAAGCAGUUAAUGGUGAUAAGAAAUACAAUGAAGAUGGCAAAGAAGUCAAUUCUCAUUAUCAAACCGAUUGUGUUUCAACAGCAAGCAGCACUUUCUCAGGUGAUGAGCUCUCCAAACAGGCAGCCCAAGACGCACAACCCUGCAGCAGAGAUGAUGCAGUAAAAACUUGUAAAGUGUUAUGUGAAGUUAUUGGAAAGAUCAAUCAAGAUGGAAAUGUCUCUGGGUUAGGAGAAGAAGCUAUUCAACUUCCUGAAAAGAAAGCGACUACAGGAGAAGCAGCUGCAAUAGAAGAUGACCUAAAACUGUUACUUCUGAGCAACCAACCAUUCCUUAACCGUGCACAAGAACUUUUCAGUGUUGAUGAUAAUGGACAUUCAUACUAUCAGAAUAAAGGCACAGAUGAGGUUGGAAAGAGAAAUGCUAAGCUCUUCUUGGACAUUGCAGCAGAGCUGAUGAUGUGCAAAAGCCACCACCAGAAGCACUUGAUUCAUUCAUCACUUCAAGCCCAUUCGUGGGGCAGAACAGUAUAUUACACUAUAGACCUGUUGGUGGAGGAAAUUGGUAACAAGAUCAGUAAACUGACUAAUUACAUUACAGUUGGUGAUGAUGCUACCACAGAUAGCCUUUAUAGAAGACUGGAGAGAGAUCUCAAAUGCAAGGACCCAAUGAUAAAUGCCAUGUGGGACUUUGGCUGGGUGGAUUGGACUUGCAUGGAAGAGACAGACCAAGUUGCAGGUGAAGUUGGAGAAUAUGUCUUGGCUUGGCUCAUCGAAGAGGCUGCUAUAGAAUUAGUGUAUUAAAAAGGCUUUUAUGUUUUUAGGGACCUUAGGCUAUGUUUGUAAAUCGAACAACUGCUAACUUUUCUAUUUUACACAUGAUGCUGCAUUCUGUAGUCCGAAAACAUUCUGGUUUUAUGGGAAAACAUAGAACAAUAUAAUCAAUCGAAAAAGAGCAUUGAAGAU
Messenger RNA from Elaeis guineensis (African oil palm), 3223 nucleotides. RefSeq lists its product as uncharacterized. Lineage: Eukaryota; Viridiplantae; Streptophyta; Magnoliopsida; Arecales; Arecaceae. The record is from RefSeq and is a predicted model, not a curated record.